Messenger RNA from Caenorhabditis remanei, 4284 nucleotides. RefSeq lists its product as uncharacterized. The transcript has 12 exons. Bases 1 to 4284 code for a protein of 1427 amino acids. Gene Ontology annotation, biological process: carbohydrate metabolic process. The record is from RefSeq and is a predicted model, not a curated record. Lineage: Eukaryota; Metazoa; Nematoda; Chromadorea; Rhabditida; Rhabditidae. Gene Ontology annotation, molecular function: chitin binding; hydrolase activity, hydrolyzing O-glycosyl compounds.
AUGAAACCUCUAAUACUUUUACCACUUCUAAUACCGUUGGCAUUCACAAAAGAUUUUUGUGUUCAAUGGGUAAUUAUAAAGUCUGGUGAUUCUUGUUGGAAAAUUGCAACGGAUUCGAAUAUCACCGUUGAACAACUGGAACAAAGAAAUUCAGGAGUGUCUUGUGAUAAAUUGUCUGUUGGUGAUAAAUUGUGCCUUGAGAUAUCUUCUAACAAACCAAAAUGUACCGAAAAAACAAAAGUGAUAGAAGGAGACACAUGUUUCAACUUAUGGACAUCUCAUGGAUUGUCAGAGCGACAGUUCAUGGAGAUGAAUGAAGGAUUAAAUUGUAACAAGCUACAAGUUGGAAAAGAGAUUUGUGUAAGUGUGGAAUCAAAUGAUGUGAAAAAUUCACAAACUGUGGACGAUCAGAAACCAUCGCUGCCAAUGGUGGAAACAACGGAAUCGUGUAAUGAGUGCACCAUAAUUAAGAAUGGAGACACUUGUUAUCAAAUUUCUGUCGCUUAUGGCCUCAAACUUGAUGACCUUCAAGAGAAUUAUGAUUGUGAUGCUCUUCAGAUUGGUGACACAAUUUGUGUAUCCAAAAAGUACACAUGCCAACAUCGCAUCGAAAUCAAGGCUGGAGAUACAUGCUGGUUUCUGGAAGGCGCAUUUCAAACUAAUCAGACUGAAAUGGAAAGAGCAAAUGUUGGAGUGAAGUGUGAUAAUCUUCCCGUGGGAAGAAUGAUGUGUGUAUGGUCAGCUGAUGACAGGAAACUCCCGAAUAUGACAUGCACUGAGUGGAAGAAAAUGGAUAGAGAUGGAAAGAACUGCUACGAUGUAGCAAGGGAAAACACUGUGACAAUCGAUCACUUCAAAUUUCUUAAUCCAAGAAUCAAUUGCGUUGAGAAAAUUCCAAAAGACCAAAACUAUUGCGUAAAAAGUCACUCAACUCGACCGUGCUCUUCAAUCCAAUCUGUGGACAAAAGUCAAAACUGUACAAUGAUCCAGCAACACUAUCAAAUCAGUAGUUGGAGGUUGAUGCAUCUGAAUCCGACUUUCAGGUGUGACAGAGUGGAGAAAUCAGAACAAAUCUGCGUUGGAAGCGGUCCAUUCAAACAGGAGCAAUGCGUAACUUCACAGCGAGUAACUCCAGAAAGCGAUAGCUGUGAAAAGCUAAAGAACUUUGAAUGGGGAUCUUUGAUCUGUGUAUCCAGUCUGGGCUUCGAAACAAAAAAUGCUCAGCAGUUAAUCGUUUCUAACUUGAAAGAUAUCGCUCCAACACUAGCCCAAAAGUUCGAAAUAUACAACUCUAAUCCGAAUGAAUCAAAUGAAAACAGAAUGAAUGAACAACUGAUUUCUGAUUUGCAAAAACCUUCUGUGAAUUCGAAACUCAAAGAACUAUAUAAGACCGAUGAGAAGAUUCGGACGAUUUUGGAUAGUCAGCACCCACUACCAAGGCAGUCAUAUUGUGAUGAGAUCAAAAAGACAAAAAUGAGAGACGACAUCAAAAACUGUUUUUGUGGCAACGAUGAGCUUCUGCUUUAUUGUCAAGUGCUGGGCACAAAAAUUUUCAUGGAUAAUCAGGAAGAGGACGUAGAAACACAGAAUGUGACAGCAUUGAGAGCAUUCAGAGCCAAACGUUCAGUUGCAUGUACUUUCUCUACUCCAACAACCGGGGAGGAUAGUCUGGCAGUCUUCAAAAGUUUGUAUGGAGGUUGCUUUGCUGGCGGAUGCUCUUUCCCGAUCGGUCUAGUCGAAAUAGUUGUGGAAGCUAAUAUAUGUGCUCCAGUCGUCAGCUUCGCAGCUGAUACUGUAAUAUUCUGUGAGAAACCUGAAAACGAGUGUACUAAAGUGGAGAACGAGGAUGUUUCUGGACUGGAAUUUCUGUCGGAGAGAAAAUUGGGAGGAAGUAUCAGUCUUUGUGCAAUUGGAUCAAAACUGGUGAAGAUGCUAUCGAAAGGAGGACUCAGCUUAUGUUGGGAGAUUUUGGCAGCAGAUUAUCAUGGGUUCAUUGGAAAGUUGAGCUUGGGCUCAAACUUGAAACUCGUGAUUGUCGAAAUCGAAGGCGGUGCAACAAUGAAAGUACACGGUCUGGCGUUUCCCAAAAUGUGUCGUCAUAGUGAGUUCGAAUGUGAGGAUUACUGUAGAUGGACUUCAGAGGGUUGGAGUAAUGGAAAAGCAUACGGAUAUUUCAAGAUUCGAGCGCUCAAAGUAUUCGGUUUCAGUGGAUUCAAACUCAUUGAAGAGAUUUAUAAUCAGCCAAAAAGAAUUGGUUGUGAUACUGGAAAAGAAGCUGCAGUUGUAAUAAGAAAUGAUAGAACUUGUAAAGAUAAUGACGAUAGAGUUGUGCAGAGAAGAUGCUGGAGUGGGGAUGAUAAGAUGGGAUGGGACCCGCUCGACAAAGAGUGGGGUUUCGCAUUUCAGCCACACGUAUUCGGAAAAACUCUUUUCGUUUGUGAGUUUGUUGACAAAAAUGGGCAGAAACUAGGAUUUGAUGUUUACGGAGGGAAAUCAAAAAAUCGUGGAAAAAGUACAUUUCACUAUGUUGUGAAGAAUGAUGGGAUCUACUUUGGAACUGAAAAAUACAAAGAAGAUCAGCUUGUGGGAUCAUGGAUUAACGGUUGUGAAAAGUUACAACUGGUGGAGUCAAAACCUGAACCAUCGAAGAUUGAAGAACCAACAGGCAGCAGUUCAGUUCCAGCAGCAUCUUGUGGAAAACGAAUUGUUGGAUAUUAUACGGGAUGGGGAGAACGAGAGAUAACAGAAAAUCAAAUAAAGAAACUGACUCAUGUCAUUUUUGCAUUUGUUGCAAUGUAUCCAGAUGGAAGUGUAAAGUUUGGAGCAGUUAGUGAAGAUGAUUCGGGACCGCAAGCUGCUGUGAAAGCAGAGAGAAGAUUCAUGGAUAUGAAAAAGAAAGCGAGGAAUGUGAACUCUGGAGUACGUGUGAUAUUCGCCGUUGGUGGAUGGGACAAUUCACAAUAUUUUUCUUCAGUGGCUGCAGACCCUGUAAAGAGAAAAACAUUCAUCGACUCGGUUGCCUCGUUUAUCAAACAUCAUCAAAUCGAUGGAGUUGAUCUUGAUUGGGAAUAUCCUGACAUGAAUGGAAAAGACAAGAAAAACCAUGUGACUUUGACUCGAGAAUUGAGAGAAAAAUUCAAUGAAAUGGCGAAAGCAAAUGGAAGAACAGACCCUUACAUCAUCACAUUGGCAUCGGCCGCAGGAGAAUGGAAUCUUCGGAAUGGAUACGAUUUGAGCGAAAUAUUAAAGUAUGCUGAUUUUAUUAACGUUAUGACAUAUGACUAUUAUGGUGCAUGGAAUUCCAAAUGGGGUGCCUAUACGGGAACCCCUGCUCCAUUGUAUUUUGGAAGUUUGAAAGGAUUCUCUGGAAAACUGAAUGCAGACUUCUCAAUGAGAUUCUACACAUGUAAAACUAAGAAACCAAGUCAAUUGAAUAUGGGUGUUCCAUUCUAUGGAAGGUAUUGGAAAAAUGUACUUGGACCAAUUGAUAAGACGGAUGAGAUGUGGAGAACUGCUGCACCGAGUAAUGGAGUUUAUGAGGGAGGAUAUGUUGGAUGGAGGAAUUUGGAAAAGGAAGGAUGGAAUAAAGAAGCAACAUCUUGGCAUGAGAAGACAAAGACUCCUUAUAUCCUGAAUUCUGGAGCGAGAAUGUUUUUGGGCUUCGAGAAUGAAAGGAGUUUGAGAGAAAAGAUGAAGUAUGCAACUGAUCGAAAUCUUGGAGGAUUGAUGAUAUGGGCGUUGGAUUUGGACGAUGAUGCAGACACACUUCUCAACUUAGUGUCUUCUGCUAGUCUGUGUUCUGGAGGAAGCGGAGACAAAGUCACGUAUACGUGUGUUCCAAUAGAUGACGUCAGAUGGUGGACACCGGAGAAUUCAGACGAGAAAAAACAAGGGCAGUGUGGAAAAUCUGCUCCGCUAAUUAACGGAUUUUAUCCUGUCUGUGAUCCAGACGACCCGGGAUUCUCUUGUUGUGGAGCUGCGGGUUACUGCGGAAGUGGAAAAGAGUACUGUGAUUGCAAAGGAUGUGUGAACUACCGGAAAGAUCCUAACCUUAUUCUAAAAGAACCAGUGAAACCGUCCAGACCAAUUCAGUGGUAUACACAAGAUGCUCCAGAUGGGAAGAGAGGAAGAUGUGGGAAGGAUGUUCCAAAGAUUAAUGGAGAGAUGGCCAUAUGCAACCCAGAUGAUGACACAAAACAUUGUUGCUCUAACGGUGGUUACUGUGGAGUUGGAAAUGAAUACUGUAGCUGUGAUGGGUGUGUGGAUUUCAAGAAGAAAACGUGA